AUGGAUAGACAGGGGAUAGACACAAUUUAUAAAACCGAUUCUUCAAGAUUGAUGACAUUGCGAAAUAAUACAGAAACCUUAAGUAGGAUAACAUUAUUAAUCUAAGUUAUCAACACAUAAGGAUUUGAUAGUCGGCCUGGAUUAGGGUUACAAUUCAAUGAACAAUAAAUUCCAGAGAGUUGUGUUAAUGACGAUAAUGAAUUGUAUGCUUCAGAAAAUUCCUCUGUUUCAAAUUAAAGUAGACAUCGAAGUAGAAAAGAAUCAAAAGCGGAAUCCCUGAGUAAAAUCAUGAAGGAAACCCAGAAAAUUUAAUCAGACGAUUUCCAUUAGCCAAUUGGAGGGUGGGAUAAUAAAAUAUGGUAAAAAGGAGCAUUAAGAAUUAUGACUUAUGUUAUCAGAUUCGUAAUGGCAUUAUUAAUCAACUCUGAGAAGUUCAAAUUUACCUUCAUGAAAAAAAGGCAAUUCUAAGCAAUAAAUGAUUAAUCAGCCAUUUUUGAUUAUUAUGAGGAGAGAUUUUUAAUACGGGGCAAAAAGAAGCUUAGUUAUUCAUAAAUUCUAAAAUUAAGAAUUCAGAACAACUGCUUAUAUUAGUCCUGCCAUAUAUUUUUUUAAUAUCUCAUUAAUAAGAUCAUCUUCAUCAUAGUUCCAACUAGCACUCCUAAACUAAUAUGGGAUGUAUUCCUCUUGAUAAUUUUAUCAAUUCAGAUGGUCUUUGUUCCAUUAAAGAUUUGCUUUUAAAUUGAGAUAACAUAGGAUCUGUUGUAGUUUUUUUUAUUGACAUUACCACUCUAUGUCUACCUGAUAGAAAUAUUGUUGAAUUUUUUAACAGGAUAUUAUGAGCAUGGUGUAUUGGUAAUAGAUUAGAAACAAAUUGCAAUGCAUUAUUUAAAAUCUACAUUUAUGUAUGAUUUUUUAAGUGUGAUGCCUUAAUUUAUUAGUACUAUAAGCAAUGAAUCCCAAAUUUUUGAGAUUCUCUUAUUGAUACGUUUGAAAAGGUUGAUAUUGCUUGCGGAUACACUAGAAGAGACCUUAAAUUUGAGAUAGCAUUAUUAGACAUUCAUUGAUGUUGUUCGUCUGCUGAUUUAAUUUCUAUUUUUGUCACAUCUAUUUGGAUGUGUGUGGCAUUACAUAGGAGUUCUAGAAGAAUAAUUUGGAUACGAUCAGAAUUGGAUCAAGUAGAAAAAUAUAGAUGGAGAGUCGUGGUUUGUUAGAUAUGUAUUUUCAAUAUACUGGAGUUCUAUUACUACAUUGACAAUUGGAUAUGGAGAUGUCAUACCAGUAAGUAGUGUUGAAAGGAUGUUUGUGGUAAUAGUAGCUGUAGUCAGCAGUGUGGUAUUUGCUUAUACAAUUUCGAGUAUUGGGAAUAUUUUUAGUCAAUUGAAUGAGAAUAAGAAGAAUUAGAGACAUAAAAUGUUUCUAAUAAAGAAUUUUAUUGAUGAAAGGAAUGUAAAUAAAGUAUUGGCUAAUAAAGUCAAAAAGUUUUUUGAAUAUUUUAUUUAGAUUGAUCAUACUUCAGAUAAUGAAUGCGUUAAAUUGAUUGAGAAAUUAGAUCCAACUUUGAAAACAGAAUUGAAGAUAGAUAUCUAUAGAAAAUUUAUAUCAAAUUCUAAGUUAAUAUCUGCCACGUUCUCUGAUCUGAUGUUGAAUGAAAUUUGUUAAUUAGUCUAAGAAAAAUAAUACAUGCCAGAUGAAUUUAUUGUUAUUUCAGAUUAAGAAAUUAAUGAAUUAUAUUUUGUGUUAGAAGGAGAAAUCUCAUUGAUUGUAGAGUUAAAUAAAUUCUCACAAUUAUCCCUAAUUAAAAAAAAUGAGGUUUUGGGAGAAAAGUAUUUUCUUACUAACGCUAAACUGCCUUUCUCAGCCAAAGCCUAGAGUUUCGUAAGAGUUGCUGUCUUGGAUAAAUAACAAUUAAAUCUCCUACUCCAAAAAUACCCAGAAGAAUUAGAAAAAUAUAAAUAAGCAUUGAAUAAAGUUAAAUUGCAGGAAAGAAUCAAAUUAGCAGGUUGUGAGCUCUGCUAUUAAAAUCAUAAAGUUUUAGAAUGUCCUUUUGUCUUCUAUUAACCAAACGUUCGAUUUAUAGUUAAACGAUAGUACCUUUAGGAAUAAGCAAGGCGAUAGUUUGAACGAAGACAAGCUAAAUCGCAUAAUUCUAAAAGUGAUCGACUGGGCAUAUAAUAUCGAUUAGUCACAUAUGCUUUGGAGAAUAAUUUAAUUUAAGAAGAAUCUAUAAAUGAUUCUGUAAUUAAGAAAAUGGAUUUGUAAUGCUUGGAACAUCAAAAAAAUCUAUUUAGAUCCUGUACUGAUUCUUCUAUUAAUACUCUGAUCAAAAAUAACAUUAACCCUAAUUUUCAGAGCGGAGGCAAGGAAAGUCCUCAUGAGAGUCAAGAGUAAAUAAUGAGAUAAAAUUCAAAUAAUACUCAUAAUCCGAGACCUAGUUUUACAGGAAUUGGAAGUACAAAGUAGAUGUCAACUUUGAAAUUAAUUAAAUUAACUAACAAAAAGUAAGAAAAGUAAGAAAUAUUUGAAAAAAUUGAAUUAAAAGUACCUGAGAAAAUAGUUUUAUAAGAUAUUUGCGAACAUUCAUCUGAUUCUGAUUUAUAAUCACCUGAUAAGACUAAAUUAACAAAAUAAAAUAGUUUCACUUUUUGUGCUUCAUCGGAUUUCAAAACUCAAUUGAAAGUAGAGUACUAUUAGAAAUUAAUCAUUAAUGAGUUGGAUGGUCUAGAUAAAUAUUAAGAAUACUAAUAUUAUUAUCCUUAAUACAAUGUUGAAAGAGUGAUUGAGAUGAUUAAUGAGAAGUAUAAAUUAAAAAGACUCAAACAAUCUAAAACAUUGAUUAGAAGAUAAAGCAGAUAUUUAUCAUCUUUUCCUACCAUAUCAUUAAGAAAGAAAAAAAGUGGAAUUAUUGGGGAAGAAAUUAUACAUGAGAAUUGA
Messenger RNA from Paramecium tetraurelia, 2931 nucleotides. RefSeq lists its product as uncharacterized. Gene Ontology annotation, molecular function: voltage-gated potassium channel activity. Gene Ontology annotation, cellular component: membrane. Gene Ontology annotation, biological process: potassium ion transmembrane transport; regulation of membrane potential. The transcript has 5 exons. NCBI's taxonomy places the organism in Eukaryota, Ciliophora, Oligohymenophorea, Peniculida, Parameciidae. The record is from RefSeq and is a predicted model, not a curated record.